Perognathus longimembris pacificus (Pacific pocket mouse) is the source of this 2806-nucleotide messenger RNA. Its product is annotated as EF-hand calcium-binding domain-containing protein 13-like. The transcript has 32 exons. The coding region runs from base 329 to 2791 and encodes 820 amino acids. The record is from RefSeq and is a predicted model, not a curated record. NCBI's taxonomy places the organism in Eukaryota, Metazoa, Chordata, Mammalia, Rodentia, Heteromyidae.
UGUUUCCAUUCAGUCAGACACACCACUCUUUUAAGAGUUUUCUCUAUCCCACAGUUUCAUAGCUCUUGGGUUGUUUCUCAUGUAAAUCAUGAAAAUAUCUGUACAAAGGUAUCUGAAUCUCUGUAUUAUUUGGAUAUAUACUGUGCCUUUUAUUUACAGAUGAUGGGUAUGUAUAUGAAAAUCGACUGUUAAAUGGUGUGAAAUCUUCCAAAGGUAAGAAGCCUAAUAGGAGAAAGAUAUAUAGGAUUCUUCUGCUUUACAUAUGUAUUAUUAGUUAUUCUCUUGUGCUAAAGUUGAUAUCAAUAAUGUGGAAAACAUUUUAGGACAAAUGAAAGUCAACCUCCCAGAUGAGCAACUUCAAGAUUUGGUACAAAAUCUACCAGUUGAUGAUUCUGGGAAGACUGGUCUGAAUAAACUACUACAAGAAGUAAAUAAAUUAACAGGAGGAGAAUUUGAAGCCAAAGCCACACAAAAGGUGCUGGGAAACAUGGGGAUAGAGCUUACAAGCAGAGAAUAUGAAGAGCUGCUGAAAACCUUGCCAGUUACUGAUUAUGGGAAUGUAUAUAAAAGCAUAUUGCUCGAUCAUAUGAAAUUGUUUCCCGGUGGGAAAUGUCCAAUCUCUAAAGUGGAGGAUAUCUUAGAAGAUAUGGGUUAUGAUUUAGAGUAUGAGGAAAUUGAAGACCUGACGAACAGUCUGCAAACUGAUGGUGAAAAGGUUAACCUGACUGACAUGAUGGAAACUGUAGAGUUAUAUACUGGAAACAAGAUUAGUGUAAAUGAAAUAGAUAAUACUUUGAAACGCAUGGGGAUAGAACUCACACCGAAGGAACUCUGGGAAUUGAUCAGAAGCCUGCCAAUUACUUCUGAUGGAAAGGUGUAUUGGAAUCGAUUGCUAAGUGGUUUAAAGAGUUUUCGCAGAGGGAAGGCUUUUGAGAAUAAACUAGAAACCAUUCUGGAAAACAUGGAGUAUGGGCUUGGAAAGAAAGAAGUGGAAGAUAUGCGGAACCUUCUGAAAGUUGAUGAAGCUGGAAUGGUUACACUGAAUUCCUUGUUUAAUGUGGCCAACUUAUAUUCUGGUAUUAAGAUUAAUGCCAGUGACACACAAAAUUUCCUUGAAAAUGCUGGCAUCCAUCUAACAAACAUGGAAAGCCAGGCACUACUGGAGACGAUGCCAUUGGAUGAUAAUAAAAGGGUGUAUAAAAACAGAUUGAUGGAUGGCGUGAAGGCAUAUGGAGGAGGAGAGGUCGAUGUUGAUAGAAUAGAUGAUGCUCUAGAACAUUUGGGAUUCUUACUGGAGGAUGAAGAAGUUGAGGAAAUAUGUAAACACCUGCCAAUUGAAGAUGAAAGAAAACUUAACAUGAAGUUACUUAUGGCUGAAGUCUAUAACUUUUUAGGGGAAGAAAUUGACUAUGCUGAUGUGGAAAAUAUUCUUAAAAAUGUAGGGUUAAGACUUCACCUGAAAGACAGCCCUGUUUUGAUGAAAAGUUUGCCAAUUGAUGCUGCUGGAAAGCUGCAUAAGCAAAAAUUGCUGGAAGGCCUGAAAUUUCUCCCAAAAAGAGAGCAAUCAGAAAUAAAGAUUGAAGUUGAUAAGCUAAGAAGCUUCAUGGAAAAUAUGAGGUUUGACCUUGAUGAAUAUGAAUACGAAGACCUGAAAAGCAACCUGCCUAUUGAUGAUGAUGGGACAGUUGAAAUGGGUGUGGUACUGGAUAAAGGGGCUCUUUUUACUGGUGAGAAGAUUGACAUUGAUAACAUGGAAGAUUUUCUGGAAAACAUAGGGAUAACACUCAAAGAAGAUAAAAGCAUACAACUGCUAAGUAAUCUGCCAACUGAUGCCAAAAGAAGGGUCUAUAAGAACAGACUGAUGAAGGAACUGGAAAAUCUCGAAGGAAUAAAAGUGUCUUCAGAUAAGGUAGAAAAUUUCGUUAAAAAUACGGGAAUUGACCUCAAGGAGAAAGAAAUCAAGGCACUGAAGAGCCAUCUACCUCUUGAUGAUAAGAAGAAGACUAAUUUCAAUGUGUUGAUGGAUGAACUUAAAAAGAUUACAGGAGAGAAGAUUCAUGCUGCGGAUGUGAAAAGCGUUGUAGAAAGCAUGGGAAUAGAGAUCACAAAUAAGGAACACAAAAAGCUGCUUAAAACCCUACCAUUUUCUGCUAAUAAAAAUGUAUUUCGAAAAGAUGUAGUGGAUAGUAUGAAAUUCUUCCCAGGAGGAAAGGUUAAUGUCUCCAACAUAAAAAAUGUCCUACGAAACACUGGGUUCAAACUUGAAGCAAAAGAAAUGAAGGACCUGGUGUCUCACCUACCAAUUACUGAAGACAAAAUGGUUAACUUGUAUGAAUUGAUGGAUGUAGCAAAAUCUUUUUCAGGAGAAAAGAUUCAUAUCAGAGACAUAAAGAAUAUGCUGGAAAACUUGGGACUCAAGCUCACUAAACAGGAAGAGUGGAUGCUGUUAAAAAGUCUGCCCAUCUGUAAGGAUGGAAUGGUGUACAAGAAAAGAGUGCUGAGAGGCUUGAGGCAUUUCAAAGAGAAAAAAGUCCCUUUCAGUAACCUGGAAAAUCUGGUGAAGGACAUGGAACUUGAACUCAUGGAAGAUGACUAUGUGGACUUAAAGAGCCACCUGCCAGUAGAUGAGAAUCAAAUGGUUUACUUCAAUGAUGAGAUGGAUGAAGCAAAAAUUUUUACUGGGGAGAGAGUUGAUACUCGUCACCUGCGCCGUGUGCUGAGGAGACUGGGGCUGGUGCUUCCUGAGGAGUACAAGGAGCUGCAGAAGAUCUUGUCAGUUUACAGUAAGUAGAUAAGCAAAUCCUCU